Messenger RNA from Lotus japonicus, 1144 nucleotides. Its product is annotated as transcription factor MYB13-like. The transcript is spliced from 3 exons. The coding region runs from base 87 to 992 and encodes 301 amino acids. Lineage: Eukaryota; Viridiplantae; Streptophyta; Magnoliopsida; Fabales; Fabaceae. The record is from RefSeq and is a predicted model, not a curated record.
UCUAUCACACAUACAUUACACACACUUGCCGAGAAGAAACACAUAACACUCUCUGAGUCCCACACCUCUUCUUGCUUCUCACAAAGAUGGCUAGAACACCAUCCUGUGACAAAAGUGGACUGAGGAAGGGAACAUGGACUGCAGAAGAAGAUAGGAAGUUAAUUGCUUAUGUCACUAGAUAUGGCUGCUGGAACUGGCGCCAACUCCCCAAAUUUGCAGGUCUUGCAAGGUGUGGGAAGAGUUGUAGAUUGAGGUGGCUAAAUUAUCUAAGGCCAGACAUCAAAAGAGGGCAUUUCACUCAAGAAGAAGAAGAGAUCAUCAUCAGAAUGCACAAAAAUCUAGGCAAUAGAUGGUCUAUCAUUGCGGCUGAGUUACCAGGAAGAACAGAUAAUGAAGUGAAGAACCAUUGGCACACCUCCCUCAAGAGGAGAGUUCAACAGAAUGAAGAAGCCAAAGUCUCAAACUCAAAAAAUGAAGGACCCACUUCAGGGAAUGGAAUUGGCUCCCUUCAAGUUACUCCUCCAGCAACUUCUCAAAUCUCAGACAGCACUGGUGCACUAUCUCCAUUCUCAUCCUCUAGCGAGUUCUCUUGCAUAAGUUCAGAUCUGAAUACUACUUCUUCCAGCAAUGAAAAGUUGGUAUUUGAAGAUGAUUUUGAUUUUCUGGAUGCAUUUGCAGAGCAUGUCAAUGAAAAGUUCUGGUCAGAGCUUCAAAUUGAUGCUAAUGGUGCUCUUCAAAAUCAAGACACUACCCAGAUUCUUGAUGCUUGUGCAUUAUCUCCGAAUCAAUCGUCCAGCCAAAGUUUGGCUCUUGAUAAUGCCUUGGGCAACUUUCUGGAUGCAAACACAGAUCCAACAAUUGAUAAUUUUUGGGGACAGCCAUAUGUUACUGACACGUCCUUUGCGGCUGAAUCUGAAUAUUUUUCUAUAGGAUACGAUGCAGAUCUUUGGAGUCAAAGUGAUUUGUACGACGAACCUUUUUGCUUAUUCUAGUAAAUAAAUUAAAUUACUCCAGGAGCAUAAGUAAUUUCAGAGUCACGCUUCUGUUGUAUAUAAUAUCGUUGUACUUUACAUGAGAGUGAGUGCUGAUGCCCCUUCAUAACAACUCUAGUAGUUUAUUGACAUGAAGUCUAUUUAACAACUCA